CAGGGAAAUGAAUCAGAAAUGGAACAGCCAUGACUUACACUGGCACCCAUAUGGAAUGCUGGCCCCACAGUCAGGAUUAGCCUGCGAUACCACUGCACCUGCCCCAACAGUUCAGUUUUAAACAGAUUCGUUUCUGCUUCCUAUUUUGCAAAAAAUGUUAUUUUAUUUGUUAAUUUUUAGGAUAAUCAUUUUACUCUAUUUUCCUUACUCCAACUUGUGACUAUAUCUUUAGAGAUAGACCAAUAUCUGCAGUAUAGACUCAUUGCCCUGGGAUUAAAUUUGAUUGUUUCUCAUCAUUAGAGGUUUUCUGUGGUUUGUUUUCCAAAGAAUUAAUUACUUCAUGAGCAAGGGAGGUUAUGAAUUUUUCCGCUAAUUCAUUUGCUGAGAGAUGCAAGUUUGCGAAUAAUUGGUUUCCACUAGUAAUUUGGACUAAAUAGUCCCAACUUAAUAGCACUAGCAAAAUGGAAUGCAGAAAUGCCACUUUCUUGUCAUUGAGUAUUUCCCAUAGGAUGCUAAUAGCCACAUCAACAUUUGUCAGAUACAACUGGUUUUCUUUGCCCAGAGCUUGUGGUUCUCCAACCACAGACUAGGAGACAACAGAUCCUGGUGGUAAGAUGCAGGUUUUAGGUUAGCUCCUGGGUUUGAAAAAGUUUAGAUGUUUAGGUAACCUUGACAAGCUACUCAACUGCUUUAAGUGUUCUGGGACGUAACAGUAAUUCUCAGAGUCGUGAAGACUGAGUAUAAGUACAAAGUACUUAGCAUCAUGCUUGAUAGCAUAGUAAGACUUGGAAAAGUCACUGAAACGAAGGAGUCCUAACCGGCUGGAUUCAAUGUGUUAAUAGUUGGUUGGAAUUAAUUAAAAUUAAGAACUGAAUCAGAUUUAGAUGCCUUUUGUCUGCAAGGUACUUCUCUGGUUGCUGCUGUAAUCCUGGUGUAGUUGCAAGUCUGAAAAGCUUCCAGUGUUUUGAUUUCUGACCCAUCUUUCUCCACCAUUCAUGCUUAUAUUGUUUUGGUUCCAGUCGCCAUUUCUUACGAAACCAAUCAAAUGCAUCCUUAUGUGUGUGAUGUUGUCAAUAUCCAUCCACAUCCACCAUGUCUAGGUUCAACUCUUAUCUUCUCUAUGCUGGUCUAAGUUUUGCCGAGCAUUAGAGGCAAAGUCAGACUUUAGGGGUUGAUAUGGGACCUCCAGAAUGGGGACUGCACAGAAUAAUCUUAUUUUUCCUCUAUUCUUCUAGUCUGUUAUGUUCUGAACCCACACAUGUUUUCGGAAGGACCAGAUGGCUGACACUGGCUAAUGGGAACCAAAAGACAAGAGUGAAAGUAACCUGGUUGUCACAUACCCCCAGCUUAGAGGUGCUCCACCCUGCCCCAAGAGCAAUUUCUUUUUUCCCUGGAGUCUUCACCCGCUGUAUCAAAAAACUUCAGCAUGGCUUCUCUGAGGUUAGAGUACCACUAAGUCAAGCCACAGCAUUUACCGAAUGAAAAAAAGAGUGCUCAGGACCGUGGAAAGGUUAUGGAACCUGGGGCUUAGAAUCGUGGAUCUGAGUUCAAAUCCAGCUCUACCACCUUUGAGCUUCUUGCAAAAAGCAACUUGUUUAAAUUUCUCCAAACCUCAGUUUUCUCUUCGUAAAUUGGGAAUAAUAAUAAUAAUAAUCAUCAUCGUUUGAAAUGAGGAAAUCAACGAAAUAUUAUGGAUAAAUUAUUUUACCUUAUGCCAAGCUGUAUGCUAAAUACCCAACACCUUUGUUAUUAAAGAGUUAAUAGUCAAAUGAGAAGAUAAGCACAAAGAACAAGAACAAGGCUUGAAAUGCACAUAAAGCAUAAAAUUGAAGUGCUAAAAUGAUUGAAGUCAGGCAAGUUUCUAGAACUUUGUGAAAAGAGGUGAACUCAGACAUGGGAAAAGAUUGGCAUGGUUUCCCUAAUGCAGUCAGGCUGGUCCAGGUUCAAAGAAUGAUCUUUAAAAGAUUGUAUAGAGUCAUUCUAGAUCGCUAAGCCAAAGAACGACUUAGCUGACUUUCCCUGCUAAAGAAACAAGUUGACUAAGUAAAAAUAGCUACACCCUCGAAUCAUGUCAGCUGAUCAGGAAGGUAGGCUCAGUCCUGAAACCCAGCAAAAUGAGCAAACCGGAACUUGCUGGUAGUCACAGUACACAACCAGAGAGGAGUCGUCUAAAGAGAUGACAAGGUUGUUUCGAGUGAGUUAGAUGCUCAGGGGACCCAGAAGAGAGAAGUCAUGAGGUAGGUUUUCUUCUUUGAAGGUGGGGAAAAAUCAAGUGCAGACUGAGCUGUGGCCAACGUGUGCAGACCAGGAAUCCACACUAGCUCUAAUCAGAGAGCUGUUGGUGUGCGGAGCUGCCAGUUUGCCGACGUGAAAAGAGCCCCAGACUGGCUAAUGGUGAGCCCUGAAGUCGCACCCCAGCUCUGCCACUCAGUGAGCACGGCAACAUCCCUAAUCCUGACCAGCCAUGGAGAGGUUCGGUUCUUACCAGAAAAAUGAGUGAAUGUGGGAAUGGCUCACCACAUUGGGAAAACAAAACACAUCCUGCUGAUGGUUGGCUGAGGACUGUCAUGUCCACAUACAAAGAAAAAGCAUGUGGCACAGUUUUAGGACAAAGAUAUGGUUUUGUGGAGUUUGAUGAUCUGCGUGAUGCAGAUGAUGCUGUGUAUGAACUCAACGGCAAAGACCUUUGUGGUGAACGAGUAAUAGUUGAGCAUGCCCGAGGCCCACGUCGAGAUGGCAGUUACGGUUCUGGACGCAGUGGCUAUGGUUAUAGAAGAAGUGGUCGAGAUAAAUAUGGCCCUCCCACCCGCACAGAGUACAGACUUAUAGUGGAGAAUUUGUCAAGUCGGUGCAGCUGGCAAGACCUAAAGGAUUAUAUGCGUCAGGCAGGAGAAGUGACUUACGCAGAUGCCCACAAGGGACGCAAGAAUGAAGGGGUGAUUGAAUUUGUGUCUUACUCCGAUAUGAAAAGAGCUUUGGAAAAGUUGGAUGGAACAGAAGUCAAUGGCAGAAAAAUCAGAUUAGUUGAAGAUAAGCCUGGCUCUCGACGGCGCCGAUCCUACUCCAGGAGCCGGAGCCAUUCCAGAUCUCGCUCCAGAAGCAGACAUUCCCGGAAGAGCAGAAGCCGAAGUGGCAGCAGCAAGAGCAGUCGUUCUAAGAGCAGAUCCCGGUCCAGGUCAGGGUCCCGUUCCCGGAGCAAGAGCCGCAGCCGCAGUAAGAGCCGCAGCCGCAGCAAGAGCCGCAGCCGCAGCAAGAAGGAGAAAAGCAGGAGCCCCAGCAAAGAUGACGGCAGCCGCAGCAGGAGCCGCAGCGCCGGCCAGAGCCGCAGCAAGAGUAAAGAUCAGGUGGAAGAGAAGGCCCAGGACAGUGACAGCGCCAGCAAGCCCAAAAGCCAGAGUCCCAGUCGGCAUAAAAGUAAGAGUAAGAGCAGGAGCAGGAGUCCGGAGCGGAGAGAAGGGGAGGGGACGCACAGGGGCGGGAGCCGGAGCCGGAGCCAGGAGAAGAGUGACCACCGUCGGAGCCGGAGCAAAGGGGGCAGCAGGAGCCGCAGCAGGAGCCGCAGCAAGAGCAAGGACAAGAGAAGGGGCAGGAAACGGAGCAGGGAGGAGAGCCGCAGCCGCAGCCGCAGCCUGAGUCGCAGCCGUAGCCGCAGCCGCAGCCGCAGCAAGAGCGAGAGGAGCCGGAAGCGAGGCAGCAAGCGGGACGGCAAGACGGGCAGCGGCAAGAAGAAGAAGGAAGACACCGAGCGCUCCCAGUCCAAGUCGCCGUCCCGCUCGAGGUCAAAGGAGCAGGAACAGGCCAGAUCCGACUCUGGCCAGAGGGAAGGCCAAGGAGAGAGCGAGGAUGCUGCCCCCAAGCAGGAGGGCCGGUCCAGGUCAAGAUCCAAUUCCAAACCAAAAGCAAACCUUCCAUCAGAAUCACGUUCCCGAUCAAAGUCCGUUUCGAAAACCCAAUCACGAUCCAAAUCUCGGUCCAGAUCUGCUUCCAGGUCGCCCUCCCGGUCGCGAUCCAGGUCCUAACUGGUCACGGCCGCGGCUGGAACCACGGAGAAGUCUUUGUACAUGUUUGGUAGCCGUAGCACAAGUGAUUGAAGUAGAACACGUCACUGCUGUACAUUUUUAACUCCCUUAAUGGUGUGUCUAUAAUUGUUAAAUCUAAGUGCUUCCUCUCAGUAAAGCCUCCUGCUCGACUGAAAAAAAAAA
This is a messenger RNA of Ochotona curzoniae (black-lipped pika), 4202 nucleotides long. It is a transcript of the gene SRSF4, whose product is annotated as serine and arginine rich splicing factor 4. Gene Ontology annotation, biological process: mRNA splice site recognition; alternative mRNA splicing, via spliceosome. Gene Ontology annotation, cellular component: nucleus; cytoplasm; ribonucleoprotein complex. The record is from RefSeq and is a predicted model, not a curated record. The coding region runs from base 2493 to 4019 and encodes 508 amino acids. The transcript has 7 exons. Gene Ontology annotation, molecular function: mRNA binding. Lineage: Eukaryota; Metazoa; Chordata; Mammalia; Lagomorpha; Ochotonidae.